GGCCCCAGGAGCUCGGGCAGGGCGGACACGGCUCCAGGAGCCUUUGGACAACGCCCUCAGGCACAUGGAAUCACAGAAUCACGGGAUGGUUCGUGUUGGAAGGGACCAUAGAGGGUCAUCCUGUCCCACCUUCCUUUCCAAGCAGGGUCACCCCAGAGCACACGGCUCAGGAUGGCACAGGAUUGUGUCCAGAAGGUUCUGGAAUCUCUCCAGUGAGGGAGACACCACACCCUGCCUGGGCUGCCUAUUCAGUACUUGGUCACGGUCCAUGCUCCGACACCACCCUUUAGAUACUCAAACACAUCCAUGAGUUCCCCUCUGGGCUUUCUCUUCUCCAGGCUGAACAAACCCAGCUCCCUCAGCCUUUCCUCACAAGAGAAAUAUCCCAGAACCUUGACCAACUUAGCAUCUCUGCACAGGAUCUGCCCCAGCAGUUUCCACAUGGUGGGAUUUCUGGGGGUGUCCUUUGCAGGGCCAGGGGUUGGAUGUGAUCCUGGUGGGUCACUUCCAGCUCAGGAGAUUCUGUGAUUCCAUUUUUCUGUGCAGCAAAACUCGGGGUUCCUGGGGGUGCCUGAGGCUUCACAGGCAGACAGCAAUGCAAAGGGGAAACGUCACCAAAAAACAGAGAAGUGGCCUUUCCCCAGUCCUGGUUUGAUCUUCAGAUCUGUGACCAGACAUGGGCAAUCAGCCAAUUGCCUCGGUGUGAGCAGCCACAGAGUUCUCUUCUGAAUUUCCAUUUCCAGGGACGAGACUUUGUGACACUGUCAGGGGAAAGCAGGCAUGUGUUUCAUAAAGCCUGAGCCUUGGUUAUUUUCCACAGGGAGGCUGUGAGGAGGGGAGGGGGCUCAGGCCCUCAGAAAUAAACUAAAUCCAGCCACAAGCAGUUCCCCCUCUUCUUCGUUUGGAAGCUCACACUUGCCAGACGUGGAAUACCAAAGGGAUGAGUUUUGCCUCCUUUCUGCUUAUUACACAGCUGAGUUAACCCCACAUUUCUGUUUACCUCAACCCGGCUGCCUGGGGCAGUUUCGAGGUUGCAGCGGUGCCGUGGGACGGGCACGGAGCCCUCCUGUUAUUUCACAGAUAUUAUUUCACUGUUAUUAUUUCACAGAUAUUAUUUCACUGUUAUUAUUCCACUGUUAUUAUUUGCAGCAGCGAUGGAAGGGAAAGAAGAGCUGCCUGACGCAUCCUGGCCCACACGUCCUUGUGGUCCCUGUGGCUUGGGGCUGGGCUGAGCUCAGAGCCUGGCCCCAACCACGCCUUUCUGCUCUUUUUAAAGGUUGUUAAAGCAGCCGCUGUCAGUUUGCUGCUCCGCUGCUUCCUCCUGUGUGAAAGGAGAAAUCUCUUCAUGUCUUGGCGUGAGCUCCUUCCCCCCUGGCUGGUGAUCGUAGCGGGGCUGACGGGCAUCCUGCUGCUCUGUGUCUCCACCAAAGAUGUGCCUGUGGCCCCGCUCAGGACCAAGUAUGGCAUUGUUCUGGAUGCUGGCCCAUCCCGCACCAUCCUGUUCAUCUACCAGUGGACAACCAGCAAGGCAAACAAGACUGGGGUGAUCAGAGGAUGCAGUUCCUGUCCUGUGCAAGGUCCAGGAGUCUCCAGCUACUCCGAUUCUCCUCAGAAAGCUGGGAAGAGCUUGGAGCCGUGUUUGAACUGGGCCCAGAAUGAGAUCCCAGCAGAGCAGCACAGCCAAACCCCCCUGUACUUGGGAGCCACCACCAGCAUGAGGCAGCUGAACCUCACCCAUCCCAUCCUCUCUGACAGUCUCCUUGCAGCUCUGACUGGCACUCUGAAGUCAUCCCCCUUCAGCUUUCAAGGGGCACAAAUCCUGUCCAGCCCAGAGGAAGAAGCAUUCAAUUGGGUUGCUGUUAACUACGUCCUGGAGAACUUCUUCAAGUAUGACUGGCGAGGACAGUUGGUCCCCUCCAGGAAGGGGAUGGCAGGAGUCCUGUCCGUGGGAGGAACCUCAGCACAGCUCACUUCUGAGCUGGAAGAAGAGAAGCAGGCCCCAGAGGAGGGAGUGAGGCUGCAGCUCUAUGGGCAGACACACAGGGUGCACACCCGCCAGUGCCCCUGCCACGGCACGGAGCAGCUCCGCCACAGGCUGCUCUCCGUGCUCAUCCAGGAUCAGAGAAGUGCUAAAACCGUCUCCAACCCCUGCUGGCCCCUCACCUACUCCCAGGAAGUGCAGUGGCAGUCAGUGCAUGCUGGGCCUUGUGCUGCCAGUGAUGACACACGGGACAUCCCUGGCCCCAAGGAGGUCUUCAACAUCACGGGCUCCAGCAACCCCACAGCCUGCAUCAGCCUCGUGCAAAGCCUGCUCAACUCUUCCUCCUCCUGCAGCUUCUCCAAGCAUUCCCCCAGCAGUGGUCUCAAGCCCCUUCAGACCAGGUUUCUGGUGGUUUCUGAGGCCAUGGACUUCAUGAGAGGAACUGUACCUUCUCCUGACUUGGGUCAGGCUGUCAAGAGGCUGUGUGGGAUGUCCAUCAAAGAGCUGAUUAGGGAGUCCCAAGCAAGCCUGGAUAUACUUGUUGAUUACUGCACUGUGUCUGCCUUCAUCUUCCAUCUCAGUACAACAGGAUACACACUUGACUUUGACCGGCCUGCUUGGACUGCAUUCCAGAAGAUGGGUGAUAGAUCAUCUGGCUGGACUCUUGGGUACCUGCUGAGUCUGACCAGCAGCAUCCCCCAGGACAGCCCAAGCUUCCUCAAGGGGAUUGAGCCGGGGGUCUGGUCCUUGCUCCUGAUCCUCUUCGUCGUGCUGCUCAUGGGCUCCUUCAUGCGCAUCUCGUACCGAGUGAUGGUCAAGGACAGCAGCUCCAGUCACAGGAACAGCAGAGUCUUUGAUGACUGACAGUUUUCUGUGACUCAAGACUCUCAUCAGAGCACAGUUAACAGGGUCCAGACAGAAAUCACAGAGGUGUAAGUCACUGGAGGAUGAAAGUGAUUUUCCUGCAGGGCUCCCAGCAACUUGCUGGUACUUGCACUGCUGUACUUUGAGACAAUGGAUCCUGCUCCACAGGAGGUUUGUGAUUCCUGGUGGAUGGCAAGCUAUUCAUUCUCCAAACAAGAACAGCCUGCAUGGCUCUUCCUUGGGCUACAGCUGGGAUUACUCAUGUCAAACAUGAAAUGAUGCCUCUGAGCAGGCAGGCCCUAAGCUAUUGUGAAGUUAAUAUUGUAUAAUCAGUCAAAUCAGAAGAGGUGAUGUCUGAAAAAAGUGCUCUGUCCUCUUCUGUGUCCUCUCAAGAGAGAUGAUACAUUAGUGAAGACUGGAAGAGCAUUAAAAUACAGAAUCCAACAGCCAACAGCUCCCAUAUUCUAGGGGAAAUGCAGGUAUUUUCUACCUGAUAUGUCUGUGCUUCCAUCUCAGUGGUGGUGGCCACAUGCCCCUUCUAAUGAAUGCUCCUACUGACCAGGAAUCCUCCAAAACAAAUCCUUCUUAGUCUUGGCCUCUACAAAAUGCACAUAGGAUCAAAGGAGAAACAAAGGGCACAGACACACAGCUGAGUUUUUGUCUCCCAGCUGAGUCACAGCUACACAGCGUUAAAAUUGCCAAUUUAAACUCUUUAGCAAGGACUCAAAUUAACACAUUUAAUUUCAUGUGUGCUAAAGCUGAGCUCAUGCUGGGCUGAGGUUCACCUGUUUGUUCAUUGGCACUGACCUGCUUCUCUUGCUGACUCUGGAAGUGUCUCAGCUGACACUGUCCUUUAGACCAGAGUAGACUCAGGAACAGAAGCUUUCCUAAUUGUCACUUUCAUACUAGACCAUGACCAGAGUUACUUUAUGAUUUAAUAAUCAGGAUUCCCCUAGGACCUGGCAGUCAUCCUGGCUCCUCUGCUCUGCUCUGUAUGUCUGAAGGAUGAGGUGCUGUACAAAUUCUGUGUUACUGUGGAGAAAAGGGAUCAAUUCACAAAUACUGGCCUUUGACUAAAGCUUUAGAGCUCACUCCUCAACUGCUUCAGAGACUUAAAACACACAGACUGUUAAGAGCCUCAGGGACAAGUGUCUCCAAGGCUUUUCAGACCACUUUAAACAGAAAUGUAAAUGCUCACAGAUACAGUGAUGUGCCUUGCAGGAUUUUUAAAGCUACCAUGGCACCUAAAUCCUUUCAAAUCUGAUUAUUCGUCCCUUGUGCUCCCAACUGAUAAUAUAGGACACACACACCCCAUAAUAUUGGGGCAUUCAUGUAUUUUUCAGGCAAAUUAAUGAAGGUUUGGAACCUGCCAGUCAAGUUUAGAGGGGUGUGGAAACAGACUUAAACAAGCUUCAUAUUCAUUUCUUUGAGUUGCAUGUUAGAUAUUUUUAAUUAUAUCAUGUCAUUAAAGAUGUUUUAAUAGAC
Molecule: messenger RNA, 4330 nt
Organism: Cyanistes caeruleus (blue tit)
Lineage: Eukaryota; Metazoa; Chordata; Aves; Passeriformes; Paridae
Source: RefSeq, a predicted model, not a curated record